UGUUCAGACUCUCCAUCCCUUUCAAGACUACCACGCCUUCAAUCGCUUGACACACUUCCCACCGUUGCGGAUCCGCGACCUGACCCGCGACCGAAACUUCUGAUUGCUUACGCUCAUGGAGUUGUACAGUUGAUGAGAAACGAGAAUGACAUGUCUCCGAUCGUAGCUCGAUUCCCCCAGCUCACGGUAACUUGUGCGAGAUGGUGUCCAAAUGGGAACUUCUUCGCCGUAACAGGUCAACAACUGGACAUGCCGGCUCAAGAAAAUUGUGUGGUACAUAUAGUAACUGCGUUUGGAGUGAAGUUAACUUCACUGCAAAUGCACUGUUCCUCUUUGAGCGGCUGCUCAUGGGAUCCCACGGGUGUCAAACUGGCACUGUCUUCGGAAAAUCUGUUGUGGUUUGCAAAUGUUCGUCCGAGAUACAAAUGGGGUUACUGUGGUCAUACGGUUGUGUAUUCCUAUGAGAAAGCGGAACGAGGCGACUAUCGAGUGGUCUUCUACGAAUCAAAAUUGGAUGAGUCUUACUCGAAACCAGUUCGGCAAUUAGAACAACUUGCAUGUGGAAGCGACUAUUGCGUUAUAGCUAAUCGGCAAGAAGAUUCACUUGGAAAGGUAUCAUAUUUAAUUGUAAACAAUCACGUGAAUGGUUGA
Messenger RNA from Cooperia oncophora, 651 nucleotides. The record is from the annotation of a GenBank genome assembly. NCBI's taxonomy places the organism in Eukaryota, Metazoa, Nematoda, Chromadorea, Rhabditida, Trichostrongylidae.